AUUUUUAUUUAUAAAGUUUAAAGCUUCAAAAUCCCCCCUGGCUCCCUUGGCCUCCCCCUCAUUGGCCACACUCCAUCCUUCCUCCGCGCCCAGCGCCGCAACCGCCUCUUCCAAGACUUCCUACAACCCCUCUUCACAAAGCACGGUCCCAUCUUCAAGACCCGCCUCAUGGGCCAUCCCACUGUCAUUGUCUCCGGCCCCAAUGCCAACCGCUUCUUCUUAUCGAGCGAGUUCCGCCAUGUGGUCAGCUCGUGGCCGGACUCAGCCGUCUCUCUCAUCGGCCGCCGCUCCAUCAUGGAGGCCCACGGUGCACGCCACAAACGCCUCCGUGUAGCAGUCCUUGCGUCCAUGUGCCCACCAGAGGCACUAGCAUUGCGAGUCUCGGCUGCCGUGCACGCGCACCUCGACACGCACUGGCGAGGCAGGGACUCUGUCAAGCUCUUUGAUUCUAUGAAGAGGCUCACCUUCUCUGUGUUUUGUGAGUGCUUUUUAGGGGUAAAGGAAGACUUUGGACUUUUCGAGCUUUUCGAAUGUGUUUUGGGUGGUGUUUUUGCGGUGCCAUUUGGGUGGAGGCAUUGGAGGGCGAAGAGGGCGAGGGCGGAGAUUGAGAGGAGGUUGGUGGCGUUAGUGAGAGAGAGGGCGGCGUGUUCGGAUGGCGGAGGGGAUAAAGAGAAGGAUUUGAUGGGGAGGUUGAUGGAGGUGGCGGAGGAAGGGGGAGAGAGAGAGGUGGUGGAUAACUUGGUGCUGCUGGUGUUUGCGGCGCACGACACGACCUCGAUAGCUAUAUCAAUGGUGUGCAGAUUGUUGUUUCACCACCCUGACUGCCUUCGCCGCCUCCUCCAAGAGCAAGAGGAGAUUAUGAGGGAGAAGACGGGCGAGGAGACACUAACAUGGGAUGACAUAAAACGUAUGACUUACACGUGGCAAGUGGCUCAAGAAAGCAUGCGUUUGUUCCCUCCAAUCUUUGGCUCUUUCAGGAAGGCCAUUGUCGACAUCCAAUUCCAAGGAUACCUCAUCCCCAAAGGAUGGAAGGUAUUAUGGACAACAUAUGGGACACAUUACGACCCUCAGUAUUUUCCCAACCCGGAGAGUUUUGACCCGAACAGGUUCGAGGAGGCCGUGCGCCCUUAUGUAUACCUUCCAUUUGGAGGUGGCCCAAGGCUAUGUGCUCGUUUUGAACUGGCCAAAAUGCAGAUACUUGUCUUCAUGCACAUGAUGGUCACAAAGUAUGAUUGGUCACUGGUUUACCUGCAUGAGCCCAUCACCAUUGAUCCCUUACCUGCACCCCUCUAUGGCAUGCCCAUCAACAUUUAUGAGAGAAACACUAAAAGCAACUGA
Messenger RNA from Amborella trichopoda, 1338 nucleotides. RefSeq names its product cytochrome P450, family 718 (gene CYP718). Gene Ontology annotation, molecular function: oxidoreductase activity, acting on paired donors, with incorporation or reduction of molecular oxygen; monooxygenase activity; heme binding. Lineage: Eukaryota; Viridiplantae; Streptophyta; Magnoliopsida; Amborellales; Amborellaceae. The record is from RefSeq and is a predicted model, not a curated record. Gene Ontology annotation, biological process: multicellular organism development; sterol metabolic process; brassinosteroid homeostasis.